Rattus rattus (black rat) is the source of this 4638-nucleotide messenger RNA. RefSeq names its product solute carrier family 41 member 1 (gene Slc41a1). NCBI's taxonomy places the organism in Eukaryota, Metazoa, Chordata, Mammalia, Rodentia, Muridae. The record is from RefSeq and is a predicted model, not a curated record. Gene Ontology annotation, cellular component: plasma membrane. The transcript has 11 exons. Gene Ontology annotation, molecular function: monoatomic cation transmembrane transporter activity. Bases 1013 to 2557 code for a protein of 514 amino acids. Gene Ontology annotation, biological process: monoatomic cation transport.
UUUUUUUUUUUUUUGAUGGAGGGGGGUUACCACCCGCUCUGCCCCAGAUCACGUUUGCCACCCACAGCCGAACACUCUUGUCCAAGUCGGCGGGCAAGAGGCGAUUGGGGACGAGCAAGCUCGACACCUCAGGCCCAGUCCGGUCCUCACCGGCCGGAGGCGAAAUACCCUGCCUCCCAGGCCACCUCCCCUCGUGGAAUCGGAGCGGCGGCCUCGCAGGAAGGCAGAAGCGAAAUGUAGCGAGCCGGGUGUCGCGGUUGGACGCUCGCCUUGGCUGGGGGUGUAGCGGGGCACUCGCGGGGGCUCGAGGAGGACGGCUGAGGGAGAGGAGUGAUGAGAAGAGGGGGUACCCUGCAUCCCCCGAUUCCGCGGGCCCCUGCUACCACUCUCCAGGCGCCCUUUCUCCCCAGCGAGGCGCAGGUGUUCCACUCCGGUUCUUGUGACUUUAAGGACCAGGCAACUGAGAAAGUACAAGAUCUUCUCAAGAAGGGACGACAUCUCUGGGAGAGAGGGGGAAGAUAGCAGAUACUGGGACCAGCUGAGACCAACCAAGGUGCUGUGGGAAGCUGAAGGCACCCAGCAGGAGUGGGAAGAAGCCCCGGCCUCGGCCUCAGAUCGAGGCUCCGUUCUGGACCAUCUGAACUCCGUUCAGCUUUUCACAAGAGGGGCUGCAGCGUCAGGCACUCCAGACUCAGGUUGAGCUCUGAGGAGCUGGCCACUGAGAACCAAAGAUUCCCCCUGGCCCUGCGCAGAGCUGCUGGGAGCAGGCACCCACACCCUGCUGCAUCUUGUGAGGACUUUGUUUCUUUCCAGCUCCCGGGCUGCACUGCUUGAUGGGGCUGUCUUUUGGUAGAGCAGUUUUUACAGUGCCCGGUAGGAGUGGAGAGCCGUGGGAAGAGGUCCUGCGGCACUCAAGCCUGGGUUCACCCCAAGACUAAGCUCUUUCCCAAGUCAGAGUCGGAGAGAGAAAGAAAAAUAAAUAAAUUCUCCCCUCCUCUCCUCCCUGCCUGUCAUGUCCUCUAAGCCAGAGCCAAAGGACAUCCACCAGCCGAACGGUACUGGCCCUACUCCCUCUCCUUGUUCUUCGGAUGGCCCUGGGCGAGAGCCCUUGGCUGGGACCUCAGAGUUCCUGGGGCCUGAUGGGGCUGGGGUGGAAGUGGUAGUGAUUGAGUCUCGAGCUAACGCCAAGGGAGUUCGGGAGGAGGACGCACUGCUGGAGAACGGGAGCCAGAGCAAUGAGAGCGACGAUGUCAGCACAGACCGGGUCCCUGCACCACCCUCCCCGCUCAAGGAGACCUCCUUUUCCAUUGGACUGCAAGUGCUGUUCCCCUUCCUCCUGGCAGGCUUUGGGACUGUGGCCGCUGGCAUGGUGCUGGACAUUGUGCAGCACUGGGAGGUCUUCCAGAAGGUGACAGAGGUCUUCAUCCUGGUGCCUGCACUGCUGGGGCUCAAAGGGAACUUGGAAAUGACCCUGGCAUCGAGGCUGUCCACUGCAGCCAACAUCGGACAAAUGGACACACCUAAGGAGCUCUGGCGGAUGAUCACGGGGAAUAUGGCCCUUAUCCAGGUACAGGCCACAGUGGUGGGCUUCCUGGCAUCCAUCGCAGCCGUCGUCUUUGGCUGGAUCCCUGAUGGCCACUUUAGCAUCCCACACGCCUUCCUGCUAUGUGCCAGCAGUGUGGCUACAGCCUUCAUUGCCUCCUUGGUCCUGGGUAUGAUCAUGAUCGGAGUCAUCAUUGGAUCUCGAAGGAUUGGGAUCAACCCAGACAACGUGGCCACUCCCAUCGCCGCCAGCCUGGGUGACCUCAUCACCUUGGCACUCCUCUCAGGCAUCAGCUGGGGACUCUACCUGGAACUGACGCACUGGCGAUACAUCUACCCCCUGGUGUGUGCCUUCUUUGUGGCCCUGCUGCCUGUCUGGGUGGUGCUGGCCCGAAGAAGCCCAGCCACAAGGGAGGUGCUGUAUUCAGGCUGGGAGCCCGUCAUCAUUGCCAUGGCCAUCAGCAGUGUGGGAGGCCUCAUCUUGGACAAGACUGUCUCGGACCCCAACUUUGCAGGAAUGGCUGUCUUCACACCUGUGAUUAAUGGUGUCGGGGGCAAUCUGGUGGCUGUGCAGGCCAGCCGCAUCUCCACCUUCCUCCACAUGAACGGCAUGCCAGGGGAGAACUCUGAGCCAACCCCUCGCCGCUGCCCCAGUCCGUGUACCACCUUCUUCAGCCCUGACGUGAAUUCACGCUCAGCCCGGGUCCUCUUCCUCCUUGUGGUCCCAGGACACCUGGUGUUCCUCUACACCAUCAGCUGUAUGCAGGGCGGGCACACCACCCUCACCCUCAUCUUCAUCAUCUUCUACAUGACAGCUGCACUGCUCCAGGUGCUGAUUCUCCUGUACAUCGCAGACUGGAUGGUGAACUGGAUGUGGGGCCGGGGCCUGGACCCCGACAACUUCUCCAUCCCAUACUUGACUGCUUUGGGGGACCUGCUUGGCACCGGACUCCUGGCUCUCAGCUUCCAUGUUCUCUGGCUCAUUGGGGACAGAGACACAGAUGUUGGGGACUAGCUUAGCCACUCAGCCCUUCCCCCACCCCUCUGCACUUUCUAUUUGGAUUUUUUUUCCUUUUGUUUCCCUACCCCACCGUCCCUACACUCCCACGUCUUUCUGGGAUUUCACUUUGAUACCAAAUUCUCAUUAUUUUCAAUGGGAAUUUUUAUACAUUGAGCCAAGUUUAGAUAAGAAUUCGGGAAGGACAGAUGGGCUGACAUAAGCAGUAAAAGUAGACUUUCGAGACAAUCACCAAGUGCAAUUCCACGGUGGGUGCCUCCGGAGGAGGUAGACUGGGACCUUGGCAUUCUGUCCAGCACCCGGGGACCUUCACAUUAGCUUUAGGAACCUCGGCUUGGCCCUGAUGAGAAACUCUGUCCAAGUGGGCUCUGGGUUGUUUUGGGUUUGGUUGAACAGAGGGAGGAGGGAUAAUUAACACCCCUUCGCAUGCACGUGCUUUUAUAGAGAUGGACCAACCUCACAGCGCUGGGCAGGAGAAAGUCGCUUCAGCUUCUUGUAAUCACAGCCCUGUCCCAGGCCAACCUCCCCGCAGAGUCAGGUGAACUGAGGGUUCCGUCUGCACACAUGGGCCUUGCCCAACUGCCUGAUUGCUUUCCAGCUGAAUGAGUGGUGGCCUGGGCUCUUCACCGAUCCACAUCAUGCAUAGGUUUCCAGAGGUCCGCGUGCCCCCUGAGUCUAGAGAACCAAGUUCAAGCCUCUCUUCAUUCUCUCCACACACUCCAUCUCCGUGCAGCUUGCCAGAUGGGCUUCUAGGACUGGGGACAGGGAAGGUGGCAAACGACCUGGAGACUGAUGCAACCUGGGGUAUCUCACUGCUUCUCAUGAUGUAACUACAUGGUCAGUCUUGGCCUCUGUCACUUGCUGAACGCACUCAUUCUAUCACACCAGGGCUCCCUCUGCCCUUUCCCUUGGCUUCUGCCCACAGACGCACAUCAACCAUUCACUCAUUCAGCAAAUCUCAGCCUCCCCCAGAUGAGCCUUUUCCACACCACCAGCUGAUCCAGCAGUUAUUACAGGGUGCAGGGCAUUGACUAGCCAGUGCUAAGGGGAUCACAGCUCUACAUUCACCUCAUUCCCUAGGUUACAGAGGCCAUGUGCCCCUUCAACCUGGCAGUAAACAUACCCUCUUUAGGCCCUAAUUCCUUAAUUCUUCAGUGAUUGCCAGCCCCACUGCUCAAGCAGUAUCAUGUCCUCAAAUACCCUCCCUCAGCUCCUCACCUCCCCCCACCUCACUGCACGCUCAGGAGAAGGCUUAGAAUUAGCAAGCUGGAUAAGAAUUGGCUGCCUCAGCAUCUGCCUUGUCUGUGAUGAGAAGAAAACCAGAGCCCCUUCCCCACGCAUGCCCCAAACCACUCAACAACUGGGAUGCGGCUUUUUUUUCUGGCCUGUUUGUCAGGAGCCCACAAAUUCCUCCCCAUGUGUAGUCUAAAGGCUCAGCCUCCGAGGAAAGGAUUAAACAGUGUCCUUUGUCUACCAAUACUGUGCCUAGACCUAGAGACUCUUGGCCUUGUCGUCGCCUCCCUCCCCCAACUCCCGUCACCUGAAAUCAGAACCUUAGAAUUGGACAGAAUCAUAGGGGUUAUCUAGUUGGAGUUGUGUCAAGCAGAUCAGUAUGGAUCUGGGCUUGUUUCUGCUCUUCCCUCUGGCCUAACUCCACCUCAAAACUCAAGACUCGUGUAGAGGCAUCAUACCCUCAGACUGACCCCAGAGUCCCCAGCCACUUGCCCUAUCCUGACAUCCGGAGUUGGAUCAGGUUGCCUGGAGACUGAAGCAUCCUUCUUCCUUUGCCCAGAAAACAGAAAGGUAGGCACACCCAGGCUCAGCGUGUGUUGAGUAGAGGGGCCUGGAGUGACAGGAGAGUGACUUCAGGAGAAGAUUCAUUUCUUCCCGCUGGGUUGCACCUGUCGCAUGUACUUUUGGCCUGACUGGAAGAAACAACAUUGGUUUACUUUCACAUCCCUCAAAAGCUACAGAACUGUGUCUUAAGAGAAUUAUUUAUAGUUACUAUAACUGAAUUGACAAAUGUCGACUUAACUGAUAAAUUAUAUUUGGUAAAAUAAAAUGGAAGUUUAUUUCAA